Messenger RNA from Ricinus communis (castor bean), 1708 nucleotides. RefSeq names its product EPIDERMAL PATTERNING FACTOR-like protein 2. The transcript has 3 exons. Lineage: Eukaryota; Viridiplantae; Streptophyta; Magnoliopsida; Malpighiales; Euphorbiaceae. The record is from RefSeq and is a predicted model, not a curated record. Gene Ontology annotation, biological process: guard cell differentiation; stomatal complex development. The coding region runs from base 986 to 1393 and encodes 135 amino acids.
ACGCCCACCCACUACUUCCCUACUCAGAAAAACUGAGUUCCUGUGCAUAAAAACAUGGUUUCUCAAGCAAAACUCCGUUUAUCUAUACUCUACAUACCUACUCUUUAAUAAUAUCCUUCUUGGGAACUAUAUUUAUUCACAUACCCUUUUCAAGAAUCAAGAUACAAGAGCCAGAAAGUGACUUGGCGUGUCAAUUUGAAACUGCCCCAACAACUGUUUCAAUCAAAUCAGAAUCAAUCCUGACUCCCACUAAAGCAAGCUAAUUGCACAAAGGUGGAGAAGACAAAAUGAAAGCAAGAUACGAAGAAAACGUAAAAACAACCCAUACCACCGCUACCUGCGUUUAUAUUCUUGCAUGUCUCUUUUUUUAGCAAAGAAAAAGAGAAGAAAAAAGAACAACUCUCUUUUAUAUUUUGGUGUUUGUUUCGGUUUGGGGUAUUUGUCCUUCCUUGUGUUUGUAUCGUUUUGCUGAUUCAUUUCUCUCACUCUCCUUUUCUUCUGCUCUGCUGAUACACAAGAGUAGUACUAGCGAGUAGUGAAGUUCUUUUUUAAGCACAGAUAUGAGUACAUUGGUUUUCUAGUGGCUCAACGAACGAGGCUUUGGUCCUUCCCUUUUCGACUGAGGUCCUCCACCUCUUUUAUUUUUUUUCUUUUUUUCAAUUUGUUCUAGGCUGACUGCUAUUCUCUUUUUGCCCUACACGUUCAAUCUCUGAAAGAAGGAGAAAGAAAUAGAAAAGGGAAAAAAAACAGAGUCAUCUUUUUGCAUUUUGGGAGGUGGCAAUCAAAGGCUGAACCUUCUUGGUACACUUUUCAGGAUUCAGUUCUAAUUCUGUGCUUGCCAGAAGAAUUCAUUCAAUUUCAAACCUUUUCUAGAUAUUUGUCUACUCUGCUAGCUGUUCUUAAUACUCUCUUCUUCUUUUAUACCCUAAUACUAAAUUCUCUGCAAAAAUCAAACGACAUCCUCUCUCUCUCUGUGUUGGAAGAAAUGGGCAGUGCUCAAUUUUGCUACUUUUGCAACAGAAAUAGGCAUUUAACCAUUUCCUUGCUGUUUCUUUUGCUUUCGUGCUCCACGCUUGUGAGAUUUGUAGCUGAAGGACGAGCAAUUCCCAAGCCACUAGAAUCUGAAACACAAAAAGAAGAGAUGGAUGAGAAGAUGGCAGUGAGAAGUCGAGUAAUAGGGUCAACUCCACCAAGGUGUGAUAGAAGGUGCAAUUCCUGUGGCCAUUGUGAGGCAGUUCAAGUACCAGUAACAACAAGAAUUGUAAGCCAUAAAAGAAGUGCGCAUCUAUCCACUGCAAUUUCUAAUAUUGCAUACUCUAGAGGUGAUGGUAUCUCCAAUUAUAAGCCCAUGAGUUGGAAAUGCAAGUGUGGCAAUCUGAUUUUCAAUCCUUGAACGAAAUAACAUGUGCAGUUGUCUUGUUCAAAGACUCUAAUUGACCAGCUUCCUUUGAGAAUUGUGGAUAUGUAGCCUUCCACCUUAUAGUCUUCACCCUUCUUGCCCUCCGUAGAAAUAGUUUUGUAGAGUGCCUUUUUUUCUUUCUUUUUUUCUUUUGAAUUGUUUUGUUUUGUUUCUUUAGUUGUGCCUGUAAUAAUAUCUUUUCCUCUUAAAAAGCCUAUAUUUAUCUUUUCUUUUUCUUGUUUUGUUUUGUUUCUUUAGUUGUGCCUGUAAUAAUAUCUUUUCCUCUUAAAAAGCCUAUAUUUAUCUUUU